Jaminaea rosea is the source of this 1947-nucleotide messenger RNA. Its product is annotated as S-adenosyl-L-methionine-dependent methyltransferase. Gene Ontology annotation, molecular function: histone H3K79 methyltransferase activity. The transcript is spliced from 2 exons. Gene Ontology annotation, cellular component: nucleus. The record is from RefSeq and is a predicted model, not a curated record. The annotation marks the transcript as partial. Gene Ontology annotation, biological process: DNA damage checkpoint signaling; regulation of transcription regulatory region DNA binding; DNA repair. NCBI's taxonomy places the organism in Eukaryota, Fungi, Basidiomycota, Exobasidiomycetes, Microstromatales.
UCUGGCGCUGGCGCUCAACAGAAAAAGAAGAAGAAGUCCUCCAACGCAUCUAGCAGCGUCGUAGUCUCGACGGUCAAGCGAGUUGCGCCGCCCCCAUCAUCCAGGCCACUAGCUACUACGCAGCCUUCUCGCCCAAAAGGCGCUGGCGCCACCAAUGCUCUCCCACCACAAGUGCGCGCUCGCAUAGAGGCGGCUCGAGAAGCUGAACGACAGAAGCACAACGACGCACAAGCUCAAGCCAAGGCUGCCUCUCGAGCAUCGAGUAACGCUAGCAGCUCGCGAUCCUCUUCAGCCAAGGCCUCAACCAAGAAGAAGGCAGCCCUCGACGACUUCAUCGACUCGGAUGAGGAGGACAUUGGCUCGUCGAAUGGCAGCUCCUCGUCAAAGGCUACUCGAAAGACGUCUUCCAAAGCAGCUACACCGAACUCGCGCAGAGGCACGCCUUCAUCGUCGUCGACACAGACCGCAUACACGUACCUGGGCAGGUCAGGUGUGGUCCAGCCUUACCUCGUUCCGCGCCCCCCCCUGCGCCAUCUGGAGGACCAGGCCGCUCCACCCUCGCCCCUCACCAUCAUCUCCUCCGCCUCCCUCGUCACUUCGUCCAUGACUAAACGACCUCGCGGUUGGGGCCCUUUCUUCAAGGAUCUCCCAUACGACACCGCCGAUGGCCCUCCACGCUGCACUUUGCAGUAUCCCGGCUCCAAUGCAAGCGAAGAGUUCAUCCUAAUGGUGCCUCGCGACUCAGACGAGUACGACCCCAUCUCUGACCUCUUGAGAUCAGUCUACGUCACCGUCAAGUACUAUCUGGAUGGCACGCAGCGCGCAAUGUUUGGCGAGCUCGACGAGCUUGAGAUGAGCAGCGCUGCGGGACACAUUUGGGCGGGGCCCAUCGCCGCACCAGGACAGACAGGAUUGGCUGUACCGCCGAUGUCUCCCUCGUCUGGCCCUUCGACACCCAUCAGCUCGUCGCCACCUCGAGCAUCGCAGGAUGGCGCACCUGCCUCGUCAUCCAAUGACGUGGGCGCAAUCUCCAUUCUGCGCUCCCUCACCAAGUCGCGCAAUCGUCGCUCGGGUACCCUAUUCCUCGCCACAGUCCAGCGCUAUAACGAGCUGCUCCUCACCCUUCGCUCUAGCGGCGCCCUCCGCACCAAAAUCCACUCCCACAUCACCGCACAGGGCAUACCGGAGGACAUCUACCUUCGCAUCCAAGACCAAGCCUACGCUCGCACGGUAGCGCCGCGCGUGGAUGAGCUGGCUGGGUAUCGCUCCUUCUCAGACAAUGUGUACGGAGAGCUGACGCCCAAGUUUAUGAGCGAAAUCUCCCAGCUGUGCGGGCUUGCACCGGGCAAGAAGGUGUUGGACCUGGGCUGUGGAGUGGGUAAUCUGGUGGUGCAGGCUGCCAUGCAGUGCGGGUGUAGCAGUCUCGGGAUAGAGGCUAUGCCUGUUCCUGCUCAGCUGGGUGUAGAGCAGUUGCACGAGGCGAGACGAAGAUGGGAGGGCUGCUGGGAGUUGGGCGACUUUGUGCCAGGGAACAACCAAAUGACGACGCCCGCACAGGAAGCUACAACGGACGCAACCUCCUCGCCUCCCAUGGCUCGCGUCUGGCAAGGUGACUUCCUCGAAGACCUCACCCUUCGCUCCCACCUCUCCUCCGCGGACCUCCUCAUCGUCAACAACUACGCCUUCACCCCUCCCCUCAAUCAGUCGCUCAGCCUUCUCUUCCUAGACCUCAAAGACGGGGCGCAAAUCGUCUCUCUCAAGCCCUUCGUCCCGGCCGACUUCAGAUUGAACGAACGCACGCUGGGUAGUAGUAGUGCGAUUCUGCGCGUGGAAGAGCGCGAUUAUGGGCGCGGCAUGGUCAGUUGGACUGAGAGGGGAGGCAAGUACUACAUCGCCACAGUCGACAGGACGGCGCUGCGCUCCUUCCUCGAAGGGGGCGGAGGAGCA